UAUACUUGGAUAUUUUCCAGGAUUAAAAAAAAAAAAAGUUUAGACGAAUUAUGGGUUCUCUUGAGACAUGCUUACUUUUCUUUGUAAUGGUUAUGUUUAUGAGUGCAAUUAUGUCUCGAGCCUCGACGAGUGUAGUGAUUUAUAAUGAUCUUGGAGGUGGUUUGCCACUACGGCACCACUGCAAAUCAAGAGAGGAUGAUCUUGGAUACCAGAGUUUAGCACCAGGUAGAUCGUGGUCGUUUGGAUUUACACCGGAUAUUUUUGGCCGGACUUUGUUUUACUGUCGUUUUAGUUGGGGAGCUGAGAGUCAUAUAUUUGAUAUCUACAAACAGAGUAGAGACAAAGAAUUUCAAGAGUUUGGUUGCAAAAAAUGCGAAUGGAAAAUACGGAAAAAUGGACCUUGCAAGUUUUAUAAGAAGACCGGCAUGUUUGAUCAUUGCUAUUCUUGGGAUUAAUAUCCUUAUUUUAUAAAACAUGUCGUAACUAUCAAUCUAUGUCUGUCUACUUCUUCUUCUACCUUUUUUUUUCUUUUUUGUAUGAGGUAAUUGUGUCUUAAUAUGAUAUUUUAUGGUUUGACCU
Molecule: messenger RNA, 579 nt
Organism: Arabidopsis thaliana (thale cress)
Lineage: Eukaryota; Viridiplantae; Streptophyta; Magnoliopsida; Brassicales; Brassicaceae
Product: Plant self-incompatibility protein S1 family
Exons: 1
Coding region: 51-455 (134 amino acids)
Cellular component (GO): extracellular region
Source: RefSeq, marked reviewed